UCAAAAUCAGCACCUCAAAUGGAUUACUUCAAAUCACUAGCUCAUGAGUUAUUCUCCAACAAUUUUGAAACACCUCCAACUUCAAUCCAAUUCAUAGAUGCUGCACUUUCUUGUACAAGCCCCAUCUUUGCACCACCUUACACAGAUCCUAAUCAAAUACGCAUAAUUCGAAGACACCUCGUCUCUUUGCUUCAAGAUUAUCCUUCUUUCAAACCUUCCAUUGAUCCCUUUACCCACGACGAUGGUACUAGUGUCAACUUACUUAAUGCAAAUGGAGAGUUGCAGGUCUCUUCCUCCACCCCUCCAAUCCCUCUUACCAUUUGGUUACAUGAAAGUUACCCCUUUGUUGCCCCUAUUGUCCUUGUGUCUACAAAUAUUGACUUUCCAAUUUAUGACAACCAUCCUUUUGUGGAAUCUUCAUCAGGUGCUAUUUCUUCAUUUUACCUAGUAAAUUGGAAGUACCCCGGGUGCAACCUAUCUGAUCUUGUGCACAACCUUAUCAAGAUCUUUUCACAUAAUCAUCCUUUUUACUAUUCACCUUCCAAUGAUAAUUUCUUUCACCCUUCUCUAGCUUCUAGAAGGGAAGCUGUGGACCGACUUUCGUGCAACCUUUACUAUGACACGACGGAAUUACUGUCCAAGACUCAUGAUGAAGUGGAGGAGCUUUCAAGCCUUAGAGAACAAAUGGUUAGAAGGGCAAUUAUUGCAGAGUUUACGGUUGAUGAGCAUGAAAAUGAAAGGACAGAAUUGAAGGAAAGGGUUAAAAUCUUGACAGACGAAGCAGAUAAACUGUCGAGUUGGCUAAAAGUUAAUGAUCAAAGUUCAUUUUCAGAAGAUAAAAUUGAGGAUGCAUUUGAAGCCACUGAUGAGGAUUCGAAGGUACUAAUUGAUUGCAUAGCAGCAGACAGGGCAACAGAGGAUUUGAUAUACUCAUUAGACAACGUAGUUGAGAAAGGGGUUGUGCCUUUAGGUACAUAUCUAAAGCAAGUUAGACUUUUAGCCAGAGAUCAAUUCUUUGGUAGAGCUAAGCUUGUAAAAAUGGGAAUAUCUCUCCAGUGGCUUGAUUGACUGAAUGGUGUAUGAUAUUUUACUCAGACUCCAGGGCUAUAUCAUGUAUAGAAAGCCAAAGUUGAAUCUGUAUUUUUACCUCAAACUUUG
Molecule: messenger RNA, 1158 nt
Organism: Lycium barbarum (goji berry)
Lineage: Eukaryota; Viridiplantae; Streptophyta; Magnoliopsida; Solanales; Solanaceae
Product: protein ELC
Exons: 1
Coding region: 19-1068 (349 amino acids)
Biological process (GO): protein modification process; protein transport; endosome to lysosome transport
Cellular component (GO): ESCRT I complex
Molecular function (GO): ubiquitin binding
Source: RefSeq, a predicted model, not a curated record